AUGCUCCACACUGCACAGCAGGGCAGGAUGCUCUGUGCUCCAGACGCUGGGGGACCCCAGGUCUUGGUUGUGGGCAUCCUGACUUUGGUGCUUUGUAGCUCCUCAGGACGGACAGUGUCCCUGCCUCGGGCCCUGCCACUCACCUCCAGCUGGGAACACCAAGGGGGCUUUGUCUUCAUCCACAUGGAGAGCAGCCUGUACUCACUGCCCUGCAGCCCUAUUGAAAUGGAGGUGGCUGAUCCCACCUACCACUGGGGGCAGGACCGGCCAGUCCCCAGGUUGCUCUCAGUCACCAAAAAGGGACAUCUCCUCUUCCAACACUUCCAAGCAGCCGACAGCGGGAAGUACUCGUGCACCAUCUCCUACACAAAGCACAGGAUCCCUGUGUCCCAAACAUUCCACUACAGCAUCCUUGGCUACCAUGUGCCCGGAGGCCUGGACACUGUCCUGCUCUUCCAUAGCAAGUUCUGUGAGGAUGAGUGGACCAAAAGGUUCCUGCAGGAUCUACAAGAUAAGCUGAGGCAGCUGGAGAUGGAGCAGCACUGCAAACUCCAGCUCAAUGCAACUUUCUGCUUCCCCUCGCUCAACAGCCCUUCGGAUGAAUUCAUUGUCCAAGUACAGCUGGAAGUGUCCCUCUUUGGACCCAAUUGGGAUGAACACUGCAACUCCCAGGACAUGGAGAUGGUCACAGACUGCUACCGCAUAACAGUCCUGCACAACCUGAGGCAGGUCCAGCUCGCCCUUAGCAGGUUCUUCAAGGAGCACAAGUCCUUCCUCAUCACUAGGCCUGGUAUCCCCAGCAUCAACUUCACCAACGAGUUUGUCGGCUUCCUAAGGAUCGAGCAGUGCAGAGCGGGCUAUGGGCAGACCAAGCAGCUCCAAAGAUGUCCUGACUGUUGCAUUGUAUGCCCACCAGGGAUGUUCGGCCCUCCAAAGAGCAACAAGUGCUUCCCAUGCCCUGUUGGGACCUACAGUGUGACCCACGGGGUGGCAUUCUGCACUCCCUGCAAGCAUGGCAUGACCACCGGGGCAUCAGGUGCCAGCUCCAUGAAGGACUGUGUCAAGAAGGAAAGGACCGAGCAGGCUGUCUCCAUCGUGCACAAGAUGCCAGCCCUGCUCCUUAUUGUCUUGCCAGCAUUACUAUUCCUCAAUGUUCUCUUCAUCCUAAGCUCUUGUUACUGGUUCUAUCAAGAUUACCAUUUGCAGUCUCCAAGAGCUUCCAAGAUGAAAGGAAGCACCGUGAGGAUGGAAAGGACGAGCGAUUCCUUCAGGAGCCCCAAGCAGAGCCUCCAAGGUCUCCUUGAUGCCAGUGACACCAGGAGCGACAAGGAGCAGAGGGAUGGAGCACCAUCCCCUGCCAUGUCCCUGAACCUGGCUGCGGUGACUGAUGAGACAACUCCUGUGCUGGCACCAGAGGAAAGAAGGAACACCUGAGAUUCCCUGAGGAACAGCAUCCCUCCAGCUACUGUUGCCCAUUAUUUCUGUGUCCCAAACCACCUCACACUGCCUGAAAUCUCCAGCAAUGGAUAAGAGGGAUACCCUUCUUCUCCUGUCUAUAUCUUCCCGAAUGGCUCUGACUACAACCACUCCUUCGGCUAAUGAAGUUUUACUUCUAGUUGCA
Messenger RNA from Pezoporus occidentalis (night parrot), 1621 nucleotides. RefSeq names its product zona pellucida-binding protein 2-like. NCBI's taxonomy places the organism in Eukaryota, Metazoa, Chordata, Aves, Psittaciformes, Psittacidae. The record is from RefSeq and is a predicted model, not a curated record. The transcript has 10 exons. Bases 1 to 1434 code for a protein of 477 amino acids. Gene Ontology annotation, biological process: acrosome assembly; binding of sperm to zona pellucida. Gene Ontology annotation, cellular component: zona pellucida receptor complex; acrosomal vesicle; extracellular region.